This is a messenger RNA of Manihot esculenta (cassava), 4674 nucleotides long. Its product is annotated as exportin-2. The record is from RefSeq and is a predicted model, not a curated record. Gene Ontology annotation, cellular component: nuclear envelope; cytosol. Gene Ontology annotation, biological process: protein export from nucleus; protein import into nucleus. Lineage: Eukaryota; Viridiplantae; Streptophyta; Magnoliopsida; Malpighiales; Euphorbiaceae. Bases 271 to 3180 code for a protein of 969 amino acids. Gene Ontology annotation, molecular function: nuclear export signal receptor activity; small GTPase binding. The transcript has 2 exons.
UUUGAAGCUGGUCUAUUGUCCUUGACGAACCGAACAGAGCCACGCGUCUUGCGUUUCUCAAACAACAUACGACAGCAUCACUCACCGUCCCCAAAGCAAAACACGGCCUCUCUUUGAAUGAAUGUUUCCCUCUCCCCCCGCCCACCCUCCUAUCAUUUUUGCUAAUCUACUGUCUCCUUCAUUUUUCGUUUCUCUAAAGUCAUUUUCUAGAUUUCUUUCUCACAAACUCUAAAGCCGCACAAACGCGCAACAACUACAUUACUUCCAGUAAUGGAGAUGAAUCCAGAGCUCCUCUCCCAAUGCUUCCUCCAUACACUCUCUCCUGCGCCGGAGCCACGCCGCGCCGCCGAAGCCAAACUCACAGAAGCUGCCGACCACCCAAAUUAUGGCCUCGCUGUUCUCCGUUUAGUAUCUGAACCCUCCGUCGACGAGCAGAUCCGCCACGCUGCUGCUGUCAACUUUAAGAACCAUUUACGCUCACGCUGGGCCCCGUCAUCGGACUCUUCACUCUCUCCCAUCCUUGAUGCUGAGAAGGAUCAGAUCAAAACCCUAAUUGUUAGUCUCAUGCUCUCCUCCACUCCUCGCAUUCAGUCACAGCUCAGCGAGUCGCUUUCUCUUAUUGGCAAACACGAUUUCCCGAAAUCAUGGCCCACUUUGCUUCCGGAGCUAAUUUCCAACCUUGAUGUCGCUUCCCGCAAUAACGAUUACGUCUCCAUUAAUGGUGUGUUGGGUACGGCAAACUCUAUCUUCAAAAAAUUCCGGUAUCAGUAUAAAACAAAUGAUCUCUUACUUGAAUUAAAGUAUUGUCUUGAUAAUUUUGCGGCUCCACUAUUAGAAAUUUUCCUUAGAACCGCUGUUUUAAUUGACUCAACGGUUAGCUCAGGUGGUGGCUCCCCUGUAAUCUUGAAGCCGUUGUUUGAGUCUCAGAGGUUGUGUUGUAGGAUAUUUUACUCGCUGAAUUUUCAAGAGUUGCCUGAAUUCUUUGAGGAUAACAUGGACAAGUGGAUGAACGAAUUCAAAAAAUAUUUAACCACCACUUAUCCUGCACUAGAAAGCAGUGCUGAUGGACUAGCAGUUGUUGACGACCUUAGGGCUGCAGUAUGUGAGAAUAUUAGUCUUUACAUGGAGAAGAAUGAGGAGGAGUUUAAAGGAUACGUGGAAGGUUUUGCCCUUGCUAUUUGGACUUUAUUAGCCAAUGUAUCCCAGUCAUCCAGCCGCGACAGAUUAGCGGUCACAGCCAUUAAGUUCUUGACUACAGUGAGUAUGAGUGUCCAACACGUUCUGUUUUCAAAUGAGGGGGUCAUCCCGCAGAUUUGUCAAAGUAUUGUGAUUCCUAACGUGCGGUUGAGGGAUGAGGAUGAAGAGCUAUUUGAGAUGAAUUACAUUGAGUUUAUUCGGAGGGAUAUGGAGGGGAGUGAUCUUGAUACUAGGAGGAGGAUUGCAUGUGAAUUGCUUAAAGGGAUUGCAACAAAUUAUAGGACCCAGGUAACUGAAUUGGUUGCUGUUCAGAUACAGAAUUUGUUGGCCUCAUAUGCUGCAAAUCCAGUCACAAAUUGGAAGGACAAAGACUGUGCAAUAUAUUUGGUUGUUUCCCUUGCAACCAAGAAGGCUGGGGGCACGUCUGUUUCAACUGACCUUGUUGAUGUUCAGAAAUUUUUUGCACAAGUGAUAUUGCCUGAAUUGCAGAGUCAGGAUGUAAAUGGGUUUCCAAUGCUUAAGGCUGGUGCUCUCAAGUUUUUUACAGUAUUUAGAAGUUUGAUACCAAAGCCUCUUGCAGUCCAAUUAUUCCCAGAUUUGGUUCGGUUCCUUGGUGCCGAGUCAAAUGUUGUUCAUUCUUAUGCUGCAAGUUGUAUAGAGAAACUCUUGCUGGUCAAGGAUGAGGGAAGACUGCCACGGUAUAAUGCAGUAGAUAUUACUCCAUUUGUACAAGUGUUGAUGAGCAACCUCUUCAAUACCAUGAAGUUUCCAGAGUCUGAGGAGAAUCAAUAUGUAAUGAAGUGCAUCAUGCGGGUUCUAGGAGUGGCAGAAAUAUCUGCUGAGAUUGCUGCACCUUGCAUUGCUGGAUUGACCUCAAUCCUCAAUGAAGUUUGCAAAAACCCAAAGAAUCCUAUAUUCAACCAUUAUCUCUUUGAAUCGGUGGCUGUUCUUGUUAGACGUGCAUGUGAGAGGGACGUCUCUUUCAUACCAGCCUUUGAAACAAGCUUAUUUCCUAGCCUCCAGAUAAUUUUGGCGAAUGAUGUCACUGAGUUCUUGCCUUAUGCAUUCCAGCUCUUGGCUCAACUUGUUGAAUUGAGUAGACCCCCAAUCUCUCCUAAUUACAUGCAAAUUUUUACUCUUCUCCUGUCUCCUGAUUCAUGGAAGAGAAACUCAAAUGUUCCAGCACUUGUGCGUCUACUUCAAGCUUUCCUUCAGAAAGCACCACAAGAGCUCAACCAAGAGGGGAGGCUCAGCCAGGUGCUUGGGAUCUUCAACAGGCUUGUAGCAUCCCCAAGUACUGAUGAACAGGGUUUCUAUGUUCUCAAUACUGUGAUUGAGAAUCUUGACUAUGGUGUCAUUGCUCCCUACAUGGUUCACAUUUGGAAUGCCCUAUUUACACGCCUGCAAACUAAGCGGACUAUCAAAUUUGUUAAGUCUCUCUUGAUUUUUAUGUCACUCUUUCUGGUCAAGCAUGGUUCUGCAAAUCUUGUUGACACUAUGAAUGCAGUUCAACCCAAUAUAUUCAUGGUGAUUUUGGAGCAGUUUUGGAUUCCCAAUCUCAAGCUAAUCACUGGACCCAUUGAGGUUAAAUUAGCUGCAGUUGCCUCAGGAAGACUUAUCUGUGAAUCUCCUGCCCUUUUGGAUGCUGCAGCUGUUAGACACUGGGGAAAAAUGCUGGAUAGCAUUGUUACCCUUCUCUCGCGGCCUGAAGAGGAUAGGGUUGAAGAUGAACCAGAAAUGCCUGAUAUUGCAGAAAAUGUGGGUUACACUGCCACCUUUGUCAAUCUUUAUAAUGCUGGGAAAAAGGAGGAAGAUCCUCUCAAGGACAUAAAGGAUCCAAAGCAAUUCUUAGUUGCUUCAUUAGCAAAUCUUUCUGCUCGUUCCCCUGGGAGGUUUCCCCUGAUAAUCAGUGAAAAUCUUGAUGCAGCAAAUCAAACAGCACUACUACAGCUUUGUAGCACUUACAAUUGCCCAAUUGUUUGAGAGGCAUUUUGGAGAAGGAAAAACAGUUGUAACUUUGCAAGCUGAACUGCUAUAUGGCAACAUAAUUUGCAACUUAACUGAAAGUAGUCUUGCACGUGAACUCUUUAUUCCUAACAUCGCGAAAAGUAAAUAAUAAAUUGAUUGAUUUUAGCACUUCUGCUUUUAUAAAAUGAAGACUGUAACCGUAACUUUUAUUUUUCAUCUAGCCUAGGUGAUAGUGCAGACUCGUCUAUUUGAUUAUCCUUGUUUAAAUUGUAAAUUUAUGCUCUGCCCUUAAGUUUUGUUCGCUCAGUUUUGUUUAGCUUCCUGAAACCUGACAAUUUUGGGAUUGUACAUCAGUCAAGGAUCGUUCCAUCAUUGAGUGUUAUUGUCGUCCUUAUAAGUUUAUUUACACCUUUGCAAUUGGAUUUUGCUAUCCAUUCUCUUUUUGUUCCUCCUCUCUUUACCAAAGUUGAGAAAAUUAUGACAUCUAUAUUGAAAUAUUUUAAUCCUCAUGUUUUCUUAGCUUCUUUCAGAUCCUCUUCUCAGUAACUUCUUUUUUUCUUUUUUUUUUCCCCCAUUAGUAACUCCUUUCUUUCCAUAACUUUUUCUUCAUUUGUUCUGAGUGGCUUUUUUUUUUUUUAAAAAAAAAAAAGAUAUAGCUUGUGGAAUUGUUGUGCAACCUUUAGUCUUCUUCAAAGACCUUAUCUAAUUCCAUUCCCAUUUGUGACUAAAUUUCUUGAUACGUAUUACAAAGGGUUGUUUGUGAAGAGCGAGAAACUCACCAAUUAGUGUGUGCAUAAACCCCAGAAAAGAUGUUGAAAUGAACAACUUUAUUGUGUUGAAUGUACUGUUAACAGGAGGUAGAUUGCGUGCAAGAUGUUUGAGAUAUAACUAUCUUAUGGAUUAAAACGUUGCAUCUGCCUAGUUGAUGUCUUCUUUGCAUCUCGCUUAUACCUCUUGUAUAUCAUAAACAGUAACUGGUAAGUUUAAGUGCAAUGUAUCUCACCGUUCUUCUGUGCUGGUUUUCAGAAUCUUGUAUAGGAUUGAGGUCUGUUUUGUGGUCGUUUCAACUUGCUAGUAUGAACAGAUGGCAUCUUUUACUUUAUGGUCAAUGGUUGCAGUCGGUGAAUCAUCUGUUGUGAACAUCCCAAGGUCAUGGAGUAACAAUAUGGGGUUUACAGCCUUGGGGAGUUGUACAAUGCUUAAGAGUGGAUAAUUGAUUCAGAGAGGCUUUUAUUGGAUUCUGCAGUAAAAGAUCAGUCCCCUUGCUUUGAGUUUAUCAAAAUUCUGGUCAAUUGUGUUGUCGUGUCGGUUGUUAUUAUACCAUUGCGUUGUAGGGUCACUGAGCACAUGUGAAAGGAGGAAAACGAGUUCCUGAAAGGAAUUGGUUCAAUAACUGUGUAGAUUAAUUUUGGUUUGUCUUAUGUGAAAAGUUUUGGCUGUUAUUCUCAUUUCAUUGCAGUAAGUCUCAUCUUGGCUUUGAAUUUGUUAAUUACAUGGGUAUUCUUGGAC